AUGAAAUUCGCAAAGAAAAAUUAAUUUUGAUUAUUGUAUUAUUCUCCACAUUAUUGAAUUUAAUUUAUUGUGUUUUUGAUUAAGAUUGCGAAUUUUAUAGUUAAAAAACUUACUUAAAAAAAAGUGACACAACAUACACCUAACUACAGGAAAGAAAAACGUUUAAAGAAUUUACAUAAACGAAAAGUUUUCAAACACAAAUUGUCGACAAAUUUAAAGAAUUGACGGAAUUGACAUAAUGAUUUUGUUGAGGUUAGGUUCAUUGUGUGCAAAAAAUUCCAACUUAUCUCAAAGAUUACUUCCUCGGAUAUGUAAAUUGAAUUUUUGUACGAAAGCCAACGACAAACAACAACCUUUAAAAUUGACGGAGAGCGAUGAUGUAGAUGAGCCGGUUGUUUAUUCGAGAACAAAAGCCUAUACACAUUUAGCUAAACAUUCUCGUUAUCGUGAACCAAAUUGGCCUGCAUGUACACCAUACGUAAUUAUGGUUAGUUUUGCUAUUUUCAUGAUCUAUUUCUGUAUUUUAAGAGAGGAAAAUGAUAUUGACGACCUACUUGACAUGCCUCUUGAAACUCGAUUGAAACAAAUUGAGGCACAACGUAAAAUGCAAUAAUGAUAUAAAUAGUAUAAUUUAGAAAAUAGUUUUCAACUUUUACUUUAAUGAAACCUAAUGAAUGUUUCAGAUAAAGUUUUUAAAUUGUACAUAAUCUGUAAUUAUCCUGCACAUGUAUUAAAAAUUAAAAUAAUUUA
Molecule: messenger RNA, 750 nt
Organism: Leptopilina heterotoma
Lineage: Eukaryota; Metazoa; Arthropoda; Insecta; Hymenoptera; Figitidae
Exons: 3
Coding region: 239-613 (124 amino acids)
Source: RefSeq, a predicted model, not a curated record